AUGAACCCACUCAAGCUCAAUACGACAUCUGUGUCAUUGGCCGUGACGCCGACCGUCGUCUCCACACUCUUGUCCCAUUACCUCAACCGACAGCCUCUCAAACAGAAGCCCACCGCCCACUUGUCCUACGACGAAGGCCUCCACCUCGUCAGGUCCUUUCUCCAGUUCGCCUCUCAGCAUACCGUGGAAGAACUUCAAGCUUUUACCGCACAAUGGGUACCUCAUCCGCAAUGGGUGCGGGUUGACGAGGUUACAAUCGCCGACCAGCUACUCGAGAAGGCCGCCACUUUGCUUCAGGCCGAGUUGGGCGAGGAAGGCAUUGCGCGAGUCGGCGGCCGUCAGUGGUGGCAGUGGAGGAGACCGAAAAGCCCGCUCAAGGCCGAAUGGAUCGAGAUGAAAGCGCACUACCAAGAGCGCAAGAAGAAUGGAGAUCCCGGGAAGCGCGUCAUGCUCUACGUCCAUGGUGGCGCUUACUUCUUUGGAAGCGUCGACGAGCACAGGUAUCAGAUGCAGCGUCAUGCCCGGAAGCUCAAGGCUCGGGUCUUUGCGCCGAAGUACAGACUGGCGCCGCAGUUCCCCUUCCCCUGCGGGCUGCAGGAUUGUAUUGCGGCGUAUCUCUAUCUCCUCACCAUCCAGGAGCCAAACACGAUCAUCCUCGCAGGCGACUCGGCCGGCGGCGGCAUGGUCAUGUCGAUGCUCUGUACUCUGCGUGACCAAGGCAUUCCUCUUCCUGCUGGCGCCAUCCUCAUCAGCCCCUGGGUCGACCUGACACAUUCCUUUCCCAGUGUAGCGGGAGAUACACCGUUCGACUAUAUUCCCUCGUCUGGGUUUCACCACAAGCCAUCGCGGGCAUGGCCGCCGCCCAACGAGGACGACCUGGCCAUGAUGGAAGAACAAGCUGCGAAGACGAAGAAGGGAGAUAAGGGCGCUGCGAAGCCAAGCACGUUAGAGGCCAAACAAGGCAACCCGUUUGAACUGGAGACACCCGAAGGGCAUAAUGCACAGGGUGAUCCGAUGGCAAAGCCUGAGGCUCCUCUCGAAGCCGAUGUGCCGAAGACUUCAGUCCUGCUCUCCGUCACCAUUAACGGAAAAUUUACGACCGUCAAGGAUCAGAUUCAGAUGUAUACCACCAACCAGCUCAUUGACCACCCACUCGUCAGCCCCGUCACGCAACCAACCCUCGGAGGUCUUCCGCCUCUGCUCAUUAUGGUCGGCGGCGGCGAGGUUCUGCGUGAUGAACAAAUCUAUCUGGCUCACAAGUGUGCCAAUCCCACCAAGUACGCUCCACCAGACGAAAAGAUGAACGAUGCGGACCGCGAGAAGCUCAACCGGUACAAGCCAACAGACGUUCAGCUGCAGGUGUGGGAUGACCUCUGCCAUGUCGCCCCGACUCUCAGUUUCACAAGACCCGCAAAGUACAUGUAUCGGUCCAUUGCCCAAUUUGGGGCGUGGGCCCUCGCCCGAGCUCAACAAGUCGAAAUCGACAUUCUGGACGAUGAUGACAUCUCGGUCAUUUCUUCCUCCGGCAGCGAUACUGACCAGCCACAGCCAGAGUGGGAAGCUCAGAUUGAGUCUGCAGCUGCGGGCAACAACCCCCUCAAAGCCCAGAUCGGAAAGGCGGGAGACACCCUGCCUCCUUUCAAAGGGCACAUGAUUAGGCAAAGAGUUACGCGGCACGGAGGCGUGUAUAACCUGGAGGCGCCUUCCGAGCUCGCCAGCUGUACAAUGGACAAGAGGGACAUUGGGGUCGCCAAGGAGAUCCCCGUCCGGAGAUGGCUUGAAACGAAGGCGCGGUGGGACAGCAGGUAUUCGAGCGCGAAAACCAAAGUGCAUCAAAAGAUUGUCAAGGACAUCGCGUCGGGCUUCGUUGGUUAUGGCGAUGGUGAAACCCCUCCGCCGACCGCCUUGGCAGGCCGUAGGAAGGUUCCCGCAGAGCAGGUUGACAAGAAGAAGAAGAGGAGUCUUGGUCUCGCAUUGUGGUCGCUUUGGGGCUCAAAGCAUGACGAAAUGACAGUGGAGAGGGAGCAAAAGGCUGAUCAGCGGGACGCCGUGGAGCAAACAACCGCAACACAGCCUGAUCGCGGCGUGCCGAUGCCGUCGAAUGUCGACGGCGAGGCUGAUGAUGCUACACUGGCACCGCCUACUUCACCAGGUCGCCCAAGAAGCAGGAGUCGUACUGUGGUUGACGAACAUCAGACUUCACAGCAAAGCGAGCUCGACGACGGGGUUGCACCGGUCGACGCACUCAUCGAGCUAAGGCGAGAGGCGGGGAACAACCAGCGGGAGGAGGCGAUUGUUGGCGGGCACGACGCUGGAUCUCCUGGCACGCUUAGUCCCACGCAUAUCCCAAGCGCCGUGGUCGCUGGCAAGCGGCCCUUUAUCGAUGGAUACGCAAUGCCCUUCAGCCUCGGCAAAGAUGCGGACACUGCUAGCAUGCUGACGCUCCAGUCCACAGCAGCUGGGCCGAACGUCAGGCCGAUGAGUCCUCUCCGGACCAUGAGCAACGGGACUGACGUGUCGGAUGCGGCGCAGAACGCUGAAACGGGUGCAGCAGUCAAGAGAUUGCCGUUCCGUCUGGGCCAUGACGCAGAGACAGCGAGUAUGAUGACUCUGCAGUCGGCUGCGCCGGCUCCUGACGCGCGAUCCGUCAGCCCAAUACCGCCUACAAGUGCUGCUGAUGCUGGCGCAAGGCCGGAACCAGAGGUGGAGGUCGCAGGCAAGCGGCCCUUUGUAAAUGGGCUGGCUGUGCCUUUCUCAUUGGGUAAGGAGGCCGACACGGCGAGCAUGAUGACUUUGCAGUCCACGGCACCUGUCCAAGAUGUGCGCUCUGCUGAUCCAAUGCCCCCCGCGGCAGGCAAGGGCACGAGCUCACGACCUGUCUCGGAGCAUCUUGAUUCUGCCACGCCCAUGGCGGCAGGUUCUGCAUCUGCUUAUGCCACGCCCAUGGUAGAAUUUGACAGGCCGCAGAUGCAGAGAGAUAUAUUUGUGACAGCCGCCGAGGAUUUGCCCAUGGCAGCUUCUGCAGGCAGGUGA
Molecule: messenger RNA, 3033 nt
Organism: Verticillium nonalfalfae
Lineage: Eukaryota; Fungi; Ascomycota; Sordariomycetes; Glomerellales; Plectosphaerellaceae
Exons: 3
Coding region: 1-3033 (1010 amino acids)
Molecular function (GO): hydrolase activity
Source: RefSeq, a predicted model, not a curated record